This is a messenger RNA of Topomyia yanbarensis, 920 nucleotides long. It is a transcript of the gene ClpP, whose product is annotated as ATP-dependent Clp protease proteolytic subunit, mitochondrial. The record is from RefSeq and is a predicted model, not a curated record. Gene Ontology annotation, biological process: protein quality control for misfolded or incompletely synthesized proteins. NCBI's taxonomy places the organism in Eukaryota, Metazoa, Arthropoda, Insecta, Diptera, Culicidae. The transcript is spliced from 2 exons. Gene Ontology annotation, molecular function: ATP-dependent peptidase activity; ATPase binding; serine-type endopeptidase activity. The coding region runs from base 141 to 818 and encodes 225 amino acids. Gene Ontology annotation, cellular component: endopeptidase Clp complex.
AAACGUCAUAAGUCAUUUUGAUUGCAAAAUAUUCGUUUACACGAGAUUACAAAAUAUUCGUUUACAAUUUCGACGAUUUUUCGAAUUCUAUCCCGGGGAUUUUGCAGUAGUAACCUUUAAGCAUAAAUAAAGUUUAAACAAUGAUGCGAAUAAAGACAUUGUUCAGCAGUACUCUCCGAGUGCAUCGAGCUCUGCACACCACUACCGAGAGGUUAAUUAAUCUUGUCCCUAUUGUAGUGGAACAAACAGGCCGCGGUGAGCGAUCGUACGACAUAUUUUCCCGUUUACUCAAGGAACGCAUCAUUUGCUUGAUGGGUCCCGUUAACGAUGACCUUACCUCGCUGAUAGUAGCCCAAUUACUUUUCCUACAGUCGGAAAAUGGCACGAAACCAAUUCAUAUGUAUAUCAAUUCACCGGGUGGAAGUGUAACUGCCGGAUUGGCUAUUUAUGAUACUAUGCAGUACGUAAAGCCUCCAGUUGCCACAUGGUGUGUCGGUCAAGCUUGUUCUAUGGGAUCCUUGCUGCUAGCAGCUGGUGCUCCUGGUAUGCGCCACUCAUUGCCGAAUUCGCGAAUCAUGAUCCACCAAGUUUCCGGACAAACUCAUGGACAGGCAACUGACAUUCAGAUUCAAGCCGAAGAAAUGCUUAGACUCAAAGCGAAGAUAACUGAAAUAUAUGCUAAGCACUCGAAAACAGCAGUGGAGGUCCUGUAUGCUAAGAUGGAACGAGACACCUUCCUUAGUCCUGAGGAAGCACUAGCCCUAGGAAUCAUAGACGCCGUACUGGAGCAUCCUCCUUCGACGGAGGAAUCCUCGUGAUUUAUCGUUUGAAAAAAUCGUAUAUGUAAUAUAAGAUUUUUUAAUAUGCAUAUUCUAUUCCAACUUAAAUCGUAGUAAAAAGUCCACUGGCUUGGUACUAAA